Bemisia tabaci is the source of this 1398-nucleotide messenger RNA. RefSeq lists its product as uncharacterized. Lineage: Eukaryota; Metazoa; Arthropoda; Insecta; Hemiptera; Aleyrodidae. The record is from RefSeq and is a predicted model, not a curated record.
CUCUCAUAUACGCGGAAAAAUAUCGGUUGUUCGAGUGAAGCGUUAUCAAUCUCUAGUUGGAAUUACUUAAUAACUUAAUUGUAAUACCUCGCAGUAGGGCAACCUAUCCCUUGAGAAGUCAAUUUGGUGAGCGCAACAUGUUUAGAAUCGAAUAGGAAACGAGAAUUUAUAAUUAAACAAAGGAAAUUACUAUACAUGAGUGGAAAAUCAGAGAUAUCGAUGAGGCUGAAUAUAAUAAUUCUACUUUAUCUGAUGAUUAUCUCUUAUGCCGAGGCUCAAACUGAGACAAUGCGCGGGGUGUCUUGCGUAAAUAAAUCUAAUGAGUUGACUGCUUCCCGUAUCAUACCAAAAUACAUUCCAGAACCUCUACCAGGUGCAUUAUUCGUGGACUAUCUUACAUAUGCAGCUCGAUGCGGGAUGGAACCAAAUCCCUCACUCUUAGAAGUUUUAGACAAACCCAAUUUUUAUUUCAUACCGGAUCCUAAAAUUGAUUAUUACGCUUUAUUUAUGUUUGAUCCUGAUGCACCGGCUCCAGAAGCACCUAUAUUGAGCCCAAUACUCCAUUACGCUUCCUGCAAUAUUCUGAAGAACAAGACAGACACAGGCAUAACGCUUGCUGAUUAUCUACUACCUACGCCUUUAUCCGUUGCGCCUCACAGAUACAUAACUUUCGUGUUUUCACAAAAGGACAUUUUACCAGUGGAGAUAUGUUUUCAAGGAAGAUACUCUUUGAAGCGAUUCUUCUUUCCGCUGAAGAAAACGAUAGCUGAACUGAACUUAACAUAUUACGGCGUCCAGUUCUAUAAUGUAGGCUUAACAUAGUAAUGAAUGAAUGUUUUACCUGAGGUGCAUUUUAAUGAUAUAUACAACUAUAUAGAAUCUUAAGAAUUGAAUGCAUUUCGAUAAAUGGUUUGGACAAUUUCAUAGGGAAUAAGUAUGUAUAAUAAACGCACAUUGAAAGUUAUUGCGCUCAGGAAAAAAUCACGAUGUUUUGACGAAUCAUCUUCAUGCAGCUUUAUUUGUAUGAAUAUACACCGUCAAAGGUCCACAUAAACAUACAAAUAAUAAUUAUUAAGGUUGUGCUGCCUUUUCAUCAUUGAACUUUCCAAACAUCAGUGCGCUCAGCCUUUGUGGAUAAUUUCACCCUCGUACAAAAAGUUUCAUUCUUAAAUUCCUGUAUUAUCUAUUUAUUAAAGCUUUUGGUGGCAAUGUAUUUUAUAACUAUUUUUAUAUAAAAUAUGCGUGUAUGCAUGACAUAAUAUAAUUUUAACUUUAUUGAGAAGAAAUGGGCGCAUGUGUCUAUGCAUUGGACCCUUCGAAACAUUUUUUUGUGCAAAGACUCAUGAUUAAUAAAUAAAUGCUUAUGGAAAAUAUUGAAUAAAAAUGUGGAUCAAGAAA